This is a messenger RNA of Tetrahymena thermophila SB210, 5544 nucleotides long. RefSeq names its product transmembrane protein, putative. Gene Ontology annotation, cellular component: nucleus. Gene Ontology annotation, biological process: reciprocal meiotic recombination. The transcript has 3 exons. Gene Ontology annotation, molecular function: double-stranded DNA binding. Lineage: Eukaryota; Ciliophora; Oligohymenophorea; Hymenostomatida; Tetrahymenidae. The record is from RefSeq and is a predicted model, not a curated record.
AUGAUAAAAUAAAUUCAAAGAGUUUUGAAAUAAAUUGAUAUAUACGGACAAAGUAUAUAAUUGAGCUUUCACAAAAAGAAUUCAUACAACACAGUCUUUGGAGGAUGUAUCAGCUUUAUUGUUUUAAUCAGCUUCUUAGUAGGCUGCUGGUUUUUUGGUAAAGAAUUGUUUUUAAAAAAAAAUCCUUAAGUUAUUAUGCAAGAAAGAUCUGUAGAUAACCCGAAAAGGAUAGAUGUUAAGCCAGAUAACUUAAUUAUUAUGAUGGGAAUCGCUAAUAAUAAUGCCCAAUACAUUUAUGACCCUACUAUAUUUUCUGUAAACGCUGUUCAGCUAACCCAAGUUCUUAUUUAAGAUCCUCAUACGGGCAAAUAAACAGUUUAAUUAGUAAAUAAUACAAAAACGAUUAAGCAAUGCAGUAUGAGUGAUGUUAAAAUACCUGACUUAGUAAGCUAUUUUUAGAAUUUGAAUUACACUGCUAUGUAUUGCUUCGAUACUUAGAAGGAUCAGGUCUUCUUUGAAGGUGAUUUCAACUAAAAAGCGUUUUCUUAACUGAAUAUUUAUUUUUAGAAAUGCCAAAAUUCUACUUCUAGUUAAAUUAUUUGUAAGUCUUAAGAAGAAAUAGAUAAAACUUUGCUUUUAACGAAACUUAGUAUAUUCAUGUCUGAUCAUGUGAUUGACCCUUUAAAUUUUGAAAACCCGGUUUCUAAUAGAGCAAUUAGCCUUUACUCAGUUGCAUCGUCUUAGUUUCCUUAAGAAACUGAUUUAUUCUUAACUAAUUAUUAUAUAGACACAGAUGGAGGAGUUUUUUAUUAAUAAUUGUAGUAGUAACAAACAUUUAUUUUUGCUUCAUAAAUAACUACCCCAUUAUUUGGGGAUCCUACUAUUUUAAUGAAAUUAAACAUUAGACUUUAAAAGUUUUAAGAAAAUUACAUGAAAAGAACAUAUUUAAAAUUGGCAGAUGUAGUUGCUUAAAUAGGAGGAUUAUUUAAAAUACUUAUUUUAUUAGGUGCUUUAAUAACAAAUCCUAUUUCUAAGCUUUAUUAUUUUAAAGCUAUAAUAGAUGAAAUUUAUCAAUUUCAUAGCACUAAACAAAAUGUGAAAUUAAUACCAAAAAAAUAAUAAGUAUCUAUCUAAGUCAGUGAGUUAGAUUUGAAUUAGUAAAAAUCACCUCUAAAUAAAUAAAAACAAGACUCUACAAAUUUAUAAAAAGAUAAAGAUUAAGAGAAUUAUAAAAAGCAAGUAAAAAUGGAAGCUCCAUAAGCAAUUUUAAUGUAAAAUACAAUUUAAACUUAAUCGUUUGAGUUAAAUCCAUCUUAAAAUUAUCAUCAGUUAGAGAAAAAGAAAACAUAAAUUUACUCAAAUUAAAAUAUUAUAACUUAACUUUUAAUGAGAGUGAAAUAUUACUUUUAGAACACGCAUAAUAUAAUAAAAUAUAGAUUUAUAAAUUAUUUUUUUCAUGCAUAUCUCCCAUAAUGCGGUUGGAAGACCUAGGACCGUAAUUUAUUAAACAAAGGCAUAAUUAAGAUAUAAGAAAACUUUGACAUAUUAUACAUUUUCAACAAAUUGCUUGAGAUUGAUAAGAUGAAAAGCAUACUUUUUAACUCAGAUCAAUUGAAUCUAUUUGAAUAUAUGCCUAAACCUACAAUAAAUGACGAAUCAGUGUUAGAAGAAAUAAAUUUAAUUUAGAAUAGCCAUGUCGUCUGUGCUGCAAAUAAUCCUCAGGAUGAAAUUUGUUCAAAAUCUUAAAACAACAUUUAGAAACAGACUAAUAAAAAGAAAUAAAAAUUAAAACAAUUAAGGCAUAAAGAUGAAACUUAAAUGGCUAAAGAUGCAUAUGAAGGGUUAAAUAAUAUUUUGAAUAAAAAAAAACUUUCAAAGGUUGAUGAAAAUUUAAUAAGAAUAAUAGACCCUGAAUUUUUGUAGUAAAUAUAGUAAUAAAAAUAAAGUAAUCUACAAGAUGAAAACGAAACAAGUAUUAUGUCUUCAAUAUUUAGACCACAUCUGAUAAUCUAAAGCCCUCUGAACAAUCUUAAGAAAGAGAUAGAUUAUUAAUAUCCUUCUUCUGGAAAAAAUCAAUCUAAGUUUUUUUAAAAAAAUUAUUAAUAAGAUUAAUAAACGAGUUUCUUUGAUUAAUCACCAUUUUAAUAAUAAAGUGAAAAUAAAAAUGAUUAUUUAGAAAAAUCUUCAAAUUUAGGAGAUUCUUAAUAUUUUGUAAAUCUAAACGAAGCAAAUGUAUAAGCUAUCAAGAAUAAUGAUACUAAAAAAUUUAUUCCCUCUAAAUGUAGCAAUAAUUAAGCUUCAUAAAGUCCUCAAAUAAUCUAAUUUACCUAAAAAGUAUAUUUGAGAAGGGUAUUAGUAAAUGAAGAUUUAGAAGACAACAUGAAAAGAUAUAGUUCUGUUUAGCCUAGUCGUACGAACAAUUACUAAUAAAGUUAAAAUUAAGAGUAAUAAAGUAACUAGAGCUACAAUAUAGAUGACAUGGAAGUUGUUAUUACAAAAAUUAAGAGACAAGAAAUAAAAAUAAAGGAACCAUGGUGUAAAGUUCCUAGCUAAAAACUGAAUUGUGGAAAGAGUCAUAAUGAUUAACCUGAAUAUACUCACGUGAGUGCUUAAAAGUGGCUAGAAAAUAGAAUAAAAAAAAGAAAUUAAGAAAGGGCUCUUUUAAAAGCACUACAGCUUUAGAAGGAGCAAGAAGAAUAAUUCAAAGACUGCAUCUAUUAAGCUUAGUUCAAUGAUGAUAUUAAUAAUAAGCAAGGUAACUAGUAAAAUAAGAACUUAAUAAAUAGCAGUUCAUCUUAACUAAGAUAGGAAAAAGUUCUUUGGAAAAAGAGAAUGAUCUAUGAGUUGCAUGAUAUUAAUCGAUUUAUGGAUGAAUACAAUUAAGAAAAGAGGCAAGAAAGGGCAUUUUAGAAGAGAUAAAAGUUCAUAGGAGAUUUAGAUUUUGAUGAUAGAGACUAAAAAAAGUUAGAGCAUCACAAGGAAUAAAGAGAUAGGUUAAAUUAACUACAUAAGAGACUGUAUGGUCAUGAAAGUCUUGAGAGAGUGUUAGCUAAAGGGCUAAUAAAAGAACUCUUGCAAGACUUCAUCAAUCAUUAAAUUAAUAUUGGAAUAAAGGAAAAAGAUGAAAUAACUGAGACACUAACUAUUAAUAGCAAAUAGAUAAAUGCAAUUAAAUAAAGGCAUAAUAGUAUUGAAUAAAAAUUACAAAAAGACUCAAAGCCUGUCUCUGUUAAUAGGAAAAUAGAAUAAAACGAGCUUCCGCAGAAGAAGGCGAAAUCAAAAAGCUACCAUUCGACUUAUAUAGCUAAAAAUUCACCAGACACAAAGACACAUCAAAACAAGUAAGAAAAAACAGAUGAGGUAGGUAAUAAAAAUAGAUUAGAGAAAUAUGGAGAUGAGAAGGAGUAAGAGAAUAAAAACAAUUUCAAGACAAGAAGUGAUGUCCAUUUUCAUAAUAUAGAUAAAAUAAACAAAUAAAUAAAUUAUAGAAUGAUAAAAAAUGAUAAUUAAUAGUACAUUUAUACAUUUGCUGAAAGUUAAGCUAUAAGGGAUUAGUAAUCAGAUUAAAUAAUUCAAUAAAAUAAGCAAAGAUAAUCAUUGAUAGAAGAAUAAGUAAGCAGUCAGUAUUUUAAGAAAAAUGAAUAAGAAGAGGCUGUCUCAAAAUAAAAAUAUAACUCAUGUAAUACAAGAAGCUUUCGAGCCAGUGAUCAUGUGUCUGGCUCAUAAUUGAAUGGUUCUUAGGAUGAUAUAUUUAUGAGCAUCUUGAAUAAGAGCCUUGUUUAUUUAGACAAGGACGAAAAGAAUAUAAAAAAUUUAAAAUAAAAUUUACAAAGCCUAAAGAAAGGACAAUCAAUAAUAAUUUAAGAGAGUGACAUACAGGAAAAUGAAAUAGCACCUAGAGAAUCUUUAAAUAUAUUAGGAGACUAAGAACUUGGUAAAGAUUACUUCAAGUAUCUGAGAAAAAAUAAUGAGUAAUAGUAACAAAAACAAGAAGAAGAGAUUAAAUUGAAAUUAAAAGAUAAUCCUUCUUUUACUAAAAUUUUGGCUAUGAAAAAAAUUGAGAAUAUAUCAAAGUUAUAGAACUUCUAUGACGAUUACAUCAAUCACAUUUAAAAGAAAAUAUUAAAUAAUAACGAAAAGGUUUAAAAAUUAUACGUUUAAAAGCCAGAAUACAAAAGCUUAUCUGUUUUACCAAACAUGUAAAGAAAAGCAGAAAUGGAAGAGGAGGAAAAAUUAAGAAAGUUGAGAGAAGAAGAAGAGAAAAAAAGAGCAAAAAAAACUAGAGUUUUUAAGAAGUUUUAAAGCUAAAACGAUCUAAGUGAGGUAACAACAACAAUGAAUGCCAAAACAAUUAAAAUAAAAGAACAAGAAGACAAGCAAGCUCAAACAUUUAAAUAAGCUUAUCAGAAAAAUAAUGAAUAAAAUGGUGAAGAAGGUUUUUCAUAAAUAUAUGACAAGAUACUCUCUAUGAAUUUAAAAAAAAAAUAGAUAUUAUAAGAAAAUGGCAAUUAUCAUGAAAAUACAAUCAAGUUUCAAAUUUUAAAUACAGCUAUUAAUGGCAAUACAUAAAGAGGUUUAACUCCUAUAAAAAAUUUAUAAUAGGCAGGCAUUUCAACAAGCACGAGAUAAUAGCAUGACUAGCAAUAACAAAAAUAAGAAUAAUAGAAUACAGAAUAAAAUAAUAUAUCUUUAAGAUAAAAAAGGGAUAAUUCUCCUUUAACUUAAAAUCUUAAAUUUAUAAAUUAAAAUAAUAACGACUUAAAUUGUUUAAAGGAGCAAUAAAAGUUUGUUCUUUAAUUAUAAAACAAACAAGAUGACAAAAAAUUUAACAAUUUCAUUCAAAACGAUAUUCAAACUAAAACAAAUCGGUUGUUAUAAAAUAAUUCCCACUUAAUAAAGUAAAACACUUCUGACUUGCAAAAUUCAAAUUAAAAAAUUGAUAAAAUGGAAGGUUUAACAAAUGAAAUAGUUAAAAAUAAUAAAUUUAAGAUAAAUAUCUAGCAGUAAGAAUGUUAUAAGCCUACUAAUUAAUAGGAAAUGAAUAGUCCUUUAGUUAAGAGAGUUAAAGAAGAAAAAAUCUCUAAUAAUAUUAAUAAAAUAGAUUAAAAUUAAUAUUAUACUCCUUAAAAAGUUAUGAAGGAUUUAGAAAACCCAUAAAAAGAUUAAAUUUCUAUGAGUAACAGAAAUACAACAGCUGAAUCGCCUGAUAUUAAGCUGAAAUAUAAGCAAACCCAAUCUAUUCACUCUGCUUAAGGACAAAGAAAAAGUGAUAGUGUAGGGAGAUUUAGGAGCUUCUAAAAUUUAAGAAAUGUAAGCAUUUCAAAUUUACAAGGUUUUGAAAAAGUAAAUUAAUAAAGCAGCAUUUCAUUUAAAACAAAUGGUUUUUCUAAUGCUAGUUUAAUCGAAAAAGUUAUUAACUUAAAUAAGCAGUGCAUUUCAGAGAGUUAAAAUGUCAAUAAAAUUAAUAAACAUAUAUUGAUGAGAUAAAAAAGGAAUUUGAGAACAUUUACAAAGCUAGAUAAUAUGGUGAACAAUAUUAUUUGA